CCGCGCGUCCCUCGUUCCACCUGCAUUAGGCAGGAAGGCAGAGUCAGUCCCCCGGGUUAUCUCAUCGAGUAGGGAGGUCCGGCGUGCACGAGAAUCGGGCUCUUCCUUCCCGGCGGAGGGAUCCACCGCGGCCGAGGAGGCGGCGCCGAGCCUAGCAGGAAGAGGCAGCUACGGCGGCGGCUGUAGCAGCGGCGCAUAAAGGGGCCGCCGCCGGGUGAUGCGGUGAGGGCUGCGGCAGGCCCAGAAGCUGAGCGGGCCUCGGCCCUCAGCCCGUCGGACGUGCGUGUCGGAACUGCGGCUCUUCUCCCUCCGACUCGCCACCUCUAAGGCGGUCGCAGGCCCCCUCGUCCCUUCCCCAUCCCUCCCCCGCCCCCGUCCCCGCCCCGGGGAGGCCGCCGCCGCCUUCCUUCCCACCAUGGCUCUGAAGAGAAUCCAUAAGGAAUUGAAUGACCUGGCACGGGAUCCCCCAGCACAGUGUUCAGCAGGUCCUGUUGGAGAUGAUAUGUUUCAUUGGCAAGCUACAAUAAUGGGGCCAAAUGACAGUCCCUACCAGGGUGGAGUAUUUUUCUUGACAAUUCAUUUCCCAACAGAUUACCCCUUCAAACCACCUAAGGUUGCAUUUACAACAAGAAUUUAUCAUCCAAAUAUUAACAGUAAUGGCAGCAUUUGUCUUGAUAUUCUACGAUCACAGUGGUCUCCAGCACUAACUAUUUCAAAAGUACUUUUGUCCAUCUGUUCUCUGUUGUGUGAUCCCAAUCCAGAUGAUCCUUUAGUGCCUGAGAUUGCUCGGAUCUACAAAACAGAUAGAGAAAAGUACAACAGAAUAGCUCGGGAAUGGACUCAGAAGUAUGCGAUGUAAUUAAAGAAAUUAUUGGAUAACCUCUACAAAUAAAGAUAGGGGAACUCUGAAAGACAAAGUCCUUUUGAUUUCCAUUUGACUGCUUUCUAUGAGCCCACGCCUCAUCUUCCCCUGUGCACAUGUUUACCUGAUACAGCAGUGCUGCGUGUUGUACAUACUUGGAACAACAAACUAGAAAUACUGUACUUCUGUACCAACAUUGCCUCCUAGCAGAGAAGUGUGUGUGUGAGAAGCCAGUUCUCCAAGCGUAACCUAGUUGUGAGACUAAAAGCUUUCCUUAUUGAUUUAAAUUUGGAUAACAGCAAGGUGUAAGGGGUAGUGGGUACAUGUUAUGUGCUUGGUUGGGUGAAAAGGACCACUGACCUGUAGGAGAUUUUAUUUUAAGUGGAUUACAUCUAAUCUCAAAACAAUUAUAAAAAAGCAAGGUUGAAGAACAUGAAGCUAUUUCUGUAUCCAUUUCAUCCCGAAAGACCUACAACUUAGAUGAAAGUUAUGACCAACUAGAGUAAACUCUACCCACAUCCUGUAUUUUAUAAUCUUACGUUUAACUGGUCAACAUUUAAGUGAAUUGGAGCUAUUAGUACAUAAAAGUGUGAUGGGCCUUGUUCCCAACUCUUUUACAUCUCCCUAUCCCUUCAACUCCUUUAAGCCUCUUUCUCUCCAUAAUUUUUUGGUUUGUAUGUGGUUUCUCAGUUAAUACAUAGCUAAUAGCUCUUAUUUUUCUUAUGUUUUUAACUGCUUUAGGUCUGUUUGGAUGUAAGGGUGAAAAUUCAUUUGAUGGAAAUACUUGUGUAUAUUUAAAGACCCAGUUGCUCCUCUGGAGCUUGUACGUUCAAGAAUGAUUAAUCUGUGUAAUAAACUGAUUACUACAGUCAUUACAUAUAAUUUUGUGUGAAUAGGUUUUUUGAUUUUAAGAUUUUUGUCUAGCUGAGAUUAGUGGUGGAUUUUUCUGCACCCUUGAAAUGUUUUUGUUUACAUUGGUUGCAUUCUAAAAUCAUGAAACAAUUUCAGUUUAUAGUUUUAAAAAAAGAUAUCGUAAAGGUAAUUUAAUUGAACAAGGUAGAGGCACAAGCUUUUAAAGACAUGUUCAUGAAACUUAUGUGCACCAUUCCAGGAACAUGACUGUUAAACUGAAUAAAUUUGCUUUGUUAUGAAACUAAA
Jaculus jaculus (lesser Egyptian jerboa) is the source of this 2020-nucleotide messenger RNA. RefSeq names its product ubiquitin conjugating enzyme E2 D2 (gene Ube2d2). Gene Ontology annotation, cellular component: nucleus. NCBI's taxonomy places the organism in Eukaryota, Metazoa, Chordata, Mammalia, Rodentia, Dipodidae. Bases 416 to 859 code for a protein of 147 amino acids. The transcript is spliced from 7 exons. Gene Ontology annotation, molecular function: ubiquitin conjugating enzyme activity. Gene Ontology annotation, biological process: protein K48-linked ubiquitination; ubiquitin-dependent protein catabolic process. The record is from RefSeq and is a predicted model, not a curated record.